GCUAUGAGAAUCGCCUAAAAUCGCGGGAAACGCGUCCUCUCUUCUAGGGCUCCGUGAGGUUCGCCCGUAAUUCCAUAUUAUUAACAAUUACAACGACUUGAACGGUAACAAGCAAGUCCGCGUGAACGUUAACGCCGUGUAGAAGCUAGUGUCUGGCUUCGGAUGAGAUAGAUUGAGUUGUUAGUGAGAGAGAAGGUGACCCUCGAAAAUCAGAGCAUUUCAACCUGCAAAGUAUGAAAAUGCUUUAUUGCUAGCAGCGUUAUGAGUACCACCAGCACAAACACUAGUAAGGCUCCUGUGCCAAUUUGCCAGAUCAAAGUAGAACCUGAAGAGCAAACCAAGAUUACGAGCGAGAAUGCACGCGAGAGUCGAGAGAGCUCGUAUGAUAAUAACUGUAUGGAUAGCCAGCUUGGCAGAAGCCGUUAUGGUAGAACAAUAAAAUACAAGUCUAUCAACGCUACCAAUUCGCCACAAAAUUCAACGAUGCCAAAGACACGUAGACAUCAAAACUCUACUGAUAGUAGUAAUGAAAGUAUACAUGAGAAUAAUGUAAGUAACAAUGCAGAUGAAGCCAGUGAUACAUCUGCUAAUAUAAACAAUACAGAAGAGAAUUUACCUUCAAGAGCAAUUAGUUCUAUGGAAUGCAACUGGGUUGCAGGACACUUAGCAUGGGCCAAAGUUGGAAAUUUUCCAUUUUGGCCUUGUAUUGUAACACCUGACCCAGUCUCAAUGAUAUAUUACAAAUUUAUAGUCAGAGGUAGAGGACAUAGAUUAAUGGUACAUGUUCAAUAUUUUGGAGACAGAGGACGUCAUAGUUGGGUUUCUGCAAAAGGUAUGAUGGAAUUUACGAAUCUUGCUGAUUUCAAGAAAGUAGCAGAAUUGGCAAUGUUGAAAAAGAAGAAACAACAUAAAUAUAUUGCUGUGAAACAAGGUUAUAAUGUGAAACAAGGAAUCAAAUCGAAAUGGGAAAGCGCCAUUGAGGAAGCUUUAGAGGUGCAAUUGAUGACGAUUGAGGAGAGAGCCAAAACUUUCGCUCCGAAAGUUAAAACCUCGAAAUCUACAGGUUCAAAGUUGUCUACCGUUGAUGAAAAGAGUAAAAGUAAUAAAAGGAAGAAUUCUAACGAUCAAGAUGAUCCUGAUACGAAACGCGUCAAACAUGAUAAUAUGGAAAAGUCGCCGCGCAAAUCGGAAGGAACGAAAUCGAAAAAUUCACGAUCUGUCGUGAACGGUAAAAAUGAUGCGAAAUUGAAUUCAGACGCUAGACCUUCUACUCCUUCGAGCCACAGAUCCCAAAGCGACAAUUCAUCUAGCACAAAAGUUGAUAGAAACGAAGAGGAGGAGGAUGGUGUAUUCGAAAUUUAUUAUGAGCGAAACAGAGACAUGUUAGAGGACGAAUAUCCUGAUGCAUCAGAACAUGAUAUAAAGAAGUAUUUACGAAAAACUUGGGACAAUAUGGACCCGUCAUUCCGAAAAAAAUAUAGGUCAUAUAUGACGCGUGACAAUAGUGAACAUUCGAAAGAAAGUUCAUCGGAGCAUGAUGAUGAAACAUCUGUAAGCACUGAUAUAAGCGCGAAAGAGAAUAAGAAAACAAAGAAUAAGACUAAAGUUGAUAAAGAUCUUGAUAAAGAUGAGAAUUCAAUCUUCGACACAAAACGAAAACAUAAUCUCUUUAAAGGUAUGAAAACGGAAAAGGUUUGUCAAAUCUGCGAGAAGACAGGCAAGUUGACGAGGUGUAAAGGGCCUUGCUAUUCCUAUUUUCAUUUACCUUGCGUGAAACCUGGCGAAUCUAGUCCAGAGCAUUCUAUCGACGAUAAUACGUCGGAAGACAAAAUAAUUGAUGAUGUAAACGUAAUUAAGAGAAGUAUCAGUGGCGGAGAAGAUAUUGUUAAAACGGAGGAACAAGAAGAUGAGAUGUUCAAGUGUAUCGAUUGUCUAUCCGGAGUAGCACCCGCUUGUUUUAUAUGCAACGAGAGGGAAGGAGAUAGGAUAAGAUGUUCAGUAAUGGCCUGUGGGAAACAUUAUCAUUCCAUGUGUCUGAAAUCAUGGCCUCAGUCGCAUUGGCAAGGUGGACGUUUGACUUGUCCAUACCACUUGUGUCACACAUGCAGCUCCGAUAAUCCACAAGACAACCAUUCGCGCGCACCAAAUGAGAAGAUUGCGAAAUGCGUCCGUUGCCCGUCGUCUUAUCACACAUCCACAUUGUGUUUACCUGCUGGUUCAAUGAUUUUAACAGGUAGUCAAAUUGUAUGUCCAAAACAUUACAAAGCACAUUACCCACCGUUGAACGCGGCAUGGUGCUUUUUGUGCACUCGCGGCGGCAGUCUUAUAUGUUGCGAUACCUGUCCAACUUCAUUUCACUUAGAAUGUCUGGGUAUAGAUGCACCUGAUGGUGCAUUUUUUUGUGAAGAUUGCGAAACGGGAAGAUUACCCUUAUACGGGGAAAUUGUUUGGGUAAAAUUAGGUAAUUAUCGAUGGUGGCCAGCUCGUAUAUGUUAUCCAGCUGAAAUACCUGAAAAAGUAGAAGCUAUUCCACAUAGUUCUGGUACAUUUUGUGUAAUGUUUUUGGGGACUUACGACUAUUACUGGGUCCAUAGAGGCCGAGCUUUCCUAUAUCAAGAUGGUGACGCAAAUAUAAAACCAGCUAUAGGUAAGACCAAGUCUUUAACGGAUGAUACAUAUCGGAAAGCUUUAGAAGAAGCUAAUAAGAUACAUCUGCAAUUGAAAGAGGAACGAUCUGCAACAAAAGAGCCAAAAGGAUUGAAACCACCGACAUAUGUAAAAUUGAAAGUCAAUAAACCAGUUGGCAACGUUAAACCUACUGAAGUCGAAAGUAUCGUUGCAUGUGAGUGCGAUCCGGCCUGGAACGAUCCUUGUUCACCCGGUACGGAUUGUUUGAAUCGCAUACUAUUGGUUGAGUGCAGUCCCGGUAUCUGUCCGGCUGGAUCCAAGUGCAUGAACCAGUCGUUUGUGUUGCGAAAGUAUCCAGCGAUGGAACCGUUUCAUACUACAGGCCGCGGUUGGGGUCUAAAAUCUCUGGAAGACAUCAAGGCGGGUCAAUUCGUUAUUGAGUACGUAGGCGAAGUGAUUGACGAAGCAGAAUAUAAACGUAGGUUGCACAGGAAAAAGGAAUUGAAGAAUGAGAACUUUUAUUUUUUGACAAUCGACAAUAACAGAACAAUCGAUGCAGAACCGAAGGGGAAUUUAAGUCGAUUUAUGAAUCAUUCAUGUGCGCCGAAUUGCGAAACACAGAAAUGGACGGUGAACGGCGACACACGCAUUGGCUUGUUCGCGUUGCGUGAUAUAAAAUCCGGUGAGGAGCUGACAUUUAAUUAUAAUUUAGCAUCCGACGGAGAAACUCGAAAAGCAUGUCUUUGCGGUGCGUCGAAUUGUAGCGGUUUCAUCGGUUUGAAAGCGCAAAAGCAGCAAUUACCAGCAAUACAAUCGUCUGUGCAACCAAAGUCGACUCCGCAACCAAAAAAAGUUGCUAACAACCAAGAAAAGGCUCUCUUAUGUAAAAAAACAGAGAAACGACAUAAAAGAUCAACGAAGUCGAUAUGUUGGCAGUGUGGACAAGAGAUAUCAAAUUCACAUGAGCUACUGAUCUGCCAGCAAAGAACGUGUAAAAAGAAAUAUCACAGAACUUGCGUGACACUCGAUGGCCCGGAAUCGAAAUUCAGUUGUCCUUGGCAUUACUGCUUAGAAUGUGGUCGUCGGACAUCAGCACAUUGUUCCUUCUGUACUACUGCCUUCUGUCAAGUUCAUCUUGAUGGGAACCUAUUUGAACAUAGCGAGAAGAGCGGAGUGGUAUGUAAAUUGCACGUAAACGCGGAUCUACAGAUAUCUGUUGAAGGCGAAAAAGAGUAUUCGGAUAACGAUAAUGAAACUGACAGAGAGUAUUCUUCCACGAGUUCCAAUAGUUCGAUUGUGAUGGAAAAAAUUACUACGCGAGAACCAUUACCAAGAGUUGCUAUCGUAGAGGUUCAUCUAAGCAGCGAAGAGAGUGAAGAAUCUCAGAUGGAGGGAGAAGAAAGCAAUCUUGAGACUAAUUUUACAUCAUAUGAUAAAAAUUCAAUGGCAAUGAAGAAAAAGACAUUUCAUCGUUUGUCUUUUAAAUUGCAGAAGAAAGAAAAUCAAGCAGAGGAAUUAAAUAAUCUUACAUCUAGUCAAUUGGAAGCUAUAAUUGGCGGUAGUUUGUGUGAAUAAACGCUCCAUCACUAUAUAAUAAAUAAUGCAUUUACACAUUAUAUAAAUAUAUAAUAUAAAUAUUUCACACAAAAAAUUUUUUUGCACUCUUUCUUUGGCUCGUUUAAUAUGUUAUAUAAUUAUUAAUCUCGAAAAUAAUUCAAAAAGCAAAAUUGACAUUUGCACUUUUAAGUUGCAAAUAUUUAUUAUUAUAUAAAUAUUAUAUGAUAACUAUAGAGUGCCUUGAUAAGACAAAAAAUUAAUGUCUAAGUUUAAUCAUAUUUAUAUAUUAUAUAUUUCAUGUAUGUGAUAUAUAUUAUUUCGAAAAUUUUACUGUUAUUUAUUUAUGUUUAUUUAAAUAUAUAAAACCAUAAUUAUAUAUCAAAGUAAGCAAUGCAUAAAAGAAUGCAUUAACUUACAUUUACAUUACUUCUGUAUCAGUUUUCUUAAACCGAGUUGAACAAUAAAGUAUUUUCACUGCCUUAUAACUCGAACAAGCUUUACUGUUUAUGGAAGUAAUUCUAAAAUAUAUAAAUCUAGAAUAAUCACUUUUUAUCAUACAUAUUUUCUUUAAAUUUUAUUUAAUAAGUUUAAAUAUUAUAUUUUUUAAUUUUUCCUUCGCGCUUAUAUCGAGACAUUGCGGCAAAGAUUGUGUACAAAAUAAGCUGUUUAGUAGUAAGUUGAUAUUUGUAAUAGUGCUGUCAAUUUCAACUACACGGGUAAGCGAAUAAGUACUCGAGUAUCCCGGGUCUUUCGAGUUUUACCCGAGUACCUGUAUCUUUCAGAUAUCAAUAGAAUGGCAGCUUUAUUUUACGUCCGUAUAUCUUCUAUACAUGAGUAACUUGUAGCUAAAGUUAAUUCAAUGAAUAAAAAUAAUAUAUUAUUUUUUUUAACAAUAUAUAUUAUCAUUUAAUGAAUAAAAAUAAAAUAUAUUUGAACAUUUUAUUAAUUUUACAAAUUAUUAAUUUUUUUUAACAAUAACAAGUAAUGAGCAAAUGCAUCGCAUAUUCGUAACUAUUUAUUAUCUGAGUAAUACCACGAGGGUAAACUAUUUAUUGCCCGAGUAAUACCCACGAGUAUGUGUGGAUAUCUGGGUACUUGGAUAGUACUCGGAUAUAAAAAUACCCGAGUUAUACUGACAGCACUAACGUGUAAACCGUGAAUGACACAAAUACAAAUAGUUGAUAAUUAUAUUACAAUCGUGAAAAUAUUUAAAGUUGUAUGUACUUAUACAUGUACAUCAAGUUAUUUGUAACAAAAAAUUCAGGAAAAACAACCGAAUUUCGGGAUUUUGAGAUCUAUAUAUAUAUAUAUAUAUAUAUAUAUAUAUAUAUAUAUAUAUAUAUAUAUAUAUGUAUACAUGCCGAUGUAUGUUAAUGCCGAAAAUUUUAUUAUGUAAACAUAUACAUGUAAUCGUAAAGUACUUCCAGGUAUAAACAGGAUAAAAAUUACAUAAAAUUACAUAGUGCAUUUUCUCAUCUUGUGAUGAAACAAAGUAAAACAUCCUGCUUACAUCCACAUUUUAAAUGCUGCGAUAAUUGUAACGCGAUCUGAUUUAACCCUAGGAAGCAAUUAUUUCUGAUAAAAACCUGCAAAUAUUGAAAUAAAAAUAAAAUCAUUUCGACUUAUAUAAUACGGAUAUUACAGGGUGAUGGUUUAAAAUUAUACUGAAGACCAUCUGAGUUCAAUUAAAAAUAUAAAUAUAAAAACGUGGAAAUAAAUAUAUAUUACAGGAUCUCAGUGCUCUCUCUCUCUCUUUAUGCAUCCUAGGAUUAAAGAGAGUCGAUUUACCAAAUUAUUAUUUAUGUCAAUUUGAAGAAUAAAUGUGAUAUGUACAUAUUAUUACAAAGA
This is a messenger RNA of Odontomachus brunneus, 6033 nucleotides long. RefSeq names its product histone-lysine N-methyltransferase NSD2 (gene NSD). Gene Ontology annotation, biological process: regulation of DNA-templated transcription. Bases 262 to 4203 code for a protein of 1313 amino acids. The record is from RefSeq and is a predicted model, not a curated record. The transcript has 13 exons. Gene Ontology annotation, molecular function: protein binding; histone H3K36 methyltransferase activity. NCBI's taxonomy places the organism in Eukaryota, Metazoa, Arthropoda, Insecta, Hymenoptera, Formicidae. Gene Ontology annotation, cellular component: nucleus; chromatin.